CCAUGGGCCGCGAAACCAACACGUAACUGGGUCAAGGCCAGGAACCGCGACGGCAUGGAGGGCAUGAUACCCACCUCGUACGUCACGGAAUGCAGGAAGGAGGUCAAGCUCAAUACUAUGGCAUGGUUCCACGGCAAGAUCAGCCGUGAGGAAGCCGAGAACCUGCUGACGCCGCGCGAGGACGGCCUCUUCCUGGUGCGCGAGUCCACUAACUUCCCCGGGGACUACACACUCUGCGUCUGCUUCGAGCAGAAGGUGGGAUACACUACAAAUAAAGCCUUCCCUUCCUGCAGCGACACCUGUAGUGGCAUGGCUUACUUGGAGUCCCAAAAGGUGGUCCACCGUGACCUGGCUGCCCGCAAUGUGCUCAUCAGCGAGGAAGGUGUGGCCAAGGUUUGCGACUUUGGCCUGGCCCAGGAAAUGAAGCUUAAGCUGGACGGUGGGAAGUUCCCCAUCAAGUGGACAGCACCUGAGGCUCUCAGACAGAGUAAAUUUUCAAACAAAUCCGAUAUGUGGUCUUUUGGAAUUCUUCUGUGGGAGAUUUACUCUUUUGGUAGAGUUCCUUACCCUCGAAUUCCACUAGCAGAUGUGAUGAAACAUGUCGAAAAAGGUUACCGCAUGGAGGCACCUGACCUCUGCCCUCCGGAAGUUUACCAGCUCAUGAAGGAUGCAUGGAACGAGAACUGCAAACGUAGACCCACAUUCCAAGAGGCACUCAAACGACUCACACAGCUGCGACAGUCUAGCCUGGCAUGACCUAGAGUAGGGGCAUAAAUAUAGUUAAAAUUGGUGCCAAUGCUAGAUCAUGCUAGAGAUUUGAAGUAGUGUCAACUUCAGUGAAGUCAUUUAACAAAUGGAAGAAGAGAUAGAGUGAAGCGUCAGUGCUUGAGGAAUUGUUGCGUUGGUUGGAGGUCGACAUAUCCUGCUCACUCUAGUGGGAAAAGUGUGUUCCCAAAGCUCGAGUGCUUCGUGUUCCUCUGGCAUGUCUGACACAGUGACAGACUGGUGAUGUUACUUCUGUAAUGUGUGUUCAUUACAUGUGUAUAAACGGACAGAAAGAAGAAUGUUACAAAUCAGGUAUUAAGCCCAGGACACCUGAGCAUUUGUCCCUCCAGACUUAACUUUCAAUUUAGUGUCUUUAACUACAUGACAAAUGUCUGAAAUGUUGAUA
Molecule: messenger RNA, 1171 nt
Organism: Penaeus monodon (black tiger shrimp)
Lineage: Eukaryota; Metazoa; Arthropoda; Malacostraca; Decapoda; Penaeidae
Product: tyrosine-protein kinase CSK-like
Exons: 6
Coding region: 55-756 (233 amino acids)
Biological process (GO): cell surface receptor protein tyrosine kinase signaling pathway; positive regulation of kinase activity; protein phosphorylation
Cellular component (GO): signaling receptor complex
Molecular function (GO): ATP binding; transmembrane receptor protein tyrosine kinase activity
Source: RefSeq, a predicted model, not a curated record